AUGCAGGCGAAGAGCGUUGCUUACGGCAUGAUUAUUGUUUGUUUCCUUCUGAAAGCCAAGGCAGAAGAAGUGGAAUGCCAUGAUGACGAAUGCAUGAAAGCACUCCCAAGAGUAAUUGUCGAAGGGCUUGAUUCAUACUUGCCAAAGCCUGCAGAUGCUGCUCCUGUGGAAGUUCAAACAGAAAUCAAGACAGUCAUCAAGGAGGUCAUUGUGGAAGUUGAUGGGCAGAACGAAGGCAGUCAUCAAGCUCCACACAUAGAAGAUCACGCAGCAAUCACAUAUACAGAUAAUCCUGCCAUAAAAGCCAUAUCACACACGCUUGGCGCACCUACCAGUACAAUACCUGAGGCCGUUAUAGGUCCUAUUCCAUUGAGCAGCUCCAUUAAGAUUGCGGAUGCUUCUGCGGCUAGUAAUGCGUCCCAGCACACAAAAUGCUAUGUCGCUGCAAAAGACAUUCAUGAUGGCAACACUGCACAGAUAGAAUCAAUUUUACUGGGCUUUGGCGCAAACAUUGUGCACAAAUACGUCAGGAACACAACAGGAAUAUCAUUCUGCUCAGACAGCCAGCACAUUCUGCCAAAGCUAACGAAUGCAGGCAUUAGUGCUGAAGAAGACAAAUUCUACACCGUGUCCUCCGUUCAAAACACAAUCCCAAACUACAUGUAUCUGAUGAAGCACUACGAAAACUACAUUCUAAACAACUAUGUCUAUGAUAGCCUGCCUUUCAGGCUCUUGCAGAUAAAAAGAAUCAUAACAUCAUUUUUUGGGUUCUACGAGUACCACUACACAGGAAAGGGCGUUGAGGUUCUACUGCUGGACACAACUGUUAAUGCUAGGCCUGGAAAUCUCAGCAACCUGAGCAAAUCAAUGAAUGCAUGCAAUCGCCAUGGAGAUAUAAUGGCUGAGCUCAUUAUUGGUACGACAAAUGGAUUUGCUAAGAACAGCCAUCUGAGUGUUAUUGAUGUUGUUGGAUGCGACGGACGUGUUUCUCUUUCGAAUAUUCUUCGUGGGCUUGAGGAUGUGCCUAAGUGGAUUCGUCCACAGAUGUUAGUGUUUGGCGUUUCAGGGCCGCACUCACACAUUCUGAAUGCAGUCGUUGACAGGAUAUCUACAUCUGGCACGGUGGUUGUGGCUCCUGCUGGAAACAUGCAUGACCAAUCAUGCAACUAUUCUCCAGGAAGCUCGAAGUCUGCUAUAACAGUUGGCUCAGUGGACAAGCAUGCGCGGAUUUCGCUGUUUUCAAACCAUGGAAGCUGUGUAAGGAUGUUUGCACUUGGCGAGCAGCUCUUUGAUGACGUUGAAGUAUCAGGCACAAGCUUUUCUGCUGCAAUUGUUGCUGGAGCGAUUGCUCUGUUCCUGGAAAAACGCCCGGGAUCUGUGUUUCAGCAGGUGUGGAAGUAUCUUAACCAGAACUCAUUCUGGAACUCAGAAGGAUCAUACAAUGUGCUGAAGAUCCCUCAUCUCGAAUCCGAAGACUACUACCAGUCAUCGUUUUUCCAGUUCACUGAGAUUCAGAACGAGAUUGUCAUGCUUGUGGUUUUUUCAGGUGUUAUACUUGCAUUAAUAUUCUUGUUUCUGCUGAUAUGGAGAUACUUCGCAAGAAAGAAGAGAUCACACGAUGACGACGAUAUCUUUUUUGAAAACCAGUAG
This is a messenger RNA of Ordospora pajunii, 1650 nucleotides long. Its product is annotated as putative subtilisin-like serine protease. The record is from RefSeq and is a predicted model, not a curated record. The transcript has a single exon. Gene Ontology annotation, biological process: proteolysis. The coding region runs from base 1 to 1650 and encodes 549 amino acids. Gene Ontology annotation, molecular function: serine-type endopeptidase activity. Lineage: Eukaryota; Fungi; Microsporidia; Ordosporidae.